AUGGCGGACUCGCAGUUGCUGCUCAAGCGCGGUCCUUUUCGCUCCACGUGGCUGCGUGCCCGCAAAACUCGGACACAGCUCGUUCUUAGCCGCCGGCCCCGCCGCCGGCUCGGGACCCUGCGCUGGUGCGGCCGGAGGCGCCUGCGGCGGCGGCUGCUGCAAGCCCAGGCAGCCGGCGCGGACUGGCGGGAGAGCGGCUGCCUGGUGCCGCGCGCGGCGACCCGGAGGCCCAAGACCGCGGCCCCGAGCCCGGCUCCGGCCGCAGCCCCCGCCCCGAGUGGCCCCGCGAGCCUCCCCAUCCCGCCGGUGCGGCCGGCCGGCCCGGGCCGCGCGUUGGUGCUGCUGCCGCUCGAGCAGGGUUUUACUUUUAGUGGGAUCUGUCGUGUGACUUGCCUCUAUGGCCAAGUGCAGGUGUUUGGUUUUGCCAUCAGCCAAGGCCAGCCUCCCCAAGAUGUCUUUUCUACCUACACCCACUCUCGAUUGACUAUCAAUGCAGUUCAUUAUUCCAUGCCUGAGAAAAGCAAGAAGGAGAUGAAAAGGGAAGCCCGAGCUUUGCUCAGAUCUCAUCUUAAUCGGGAUGACAGAUGUUGGUUGAUGAAGAAUUUUUCUCCUCUAUGUUCCAUUGUGAUGCUAGAACAACUGAAAACCUCCACUGUGAACUUCUUAGUCAGCCAUCCAGGUUUAUCUUACGUUUUCGUACAAGAGAGUCCAACCUUCCAGAUUAACUCUGAACAUUUAGCCCUGAGGUCUGUUGGCAUUAGAAGAGAGAAGAAGAAAAACGGCCUUCGUUUGACAGAGAGUGCCUUGUCGGCCAUGGAGGAGUUGGUCACCGUGUCCUGUGAAGAAGUAGACGGCUGCCCUGUCAUUCUUGUUUGUGGCUCUCAAGACGUCGGAAAGUCAACAUUUAAUAGGUACCUCAUUAACCAGUUGUUAAAUAGUAUUUCCUGCGUUGACUAUUUGGAAUGUGAUCUGGGACAGACAGAAUUUACGCCUCCAGGUUGCAUUUCUUUACUUAAUAUUACAGAGCCAGUUCUAGGACCACCUUUCACCCACCAGAGGACACCACAGAAAAUGGUAUAUUAUGGGAAACCUUCUUGUAAAAACAACUAUGAAAAUUAUAUUGAGAUAAUAAAGUAUGUGUUCAGCUCCUACAAGAAAGAGUCCCCUCUCAUCGUCAACACAAUGGGCUGGGUGUCAGACAAAGGGCUUUUGCUUCUCAUCGAUCUCAUCCGGUUGCUGUCUCCCAGCCACGUCGUGCAGUUCAGUUCUGGCCGGAGUAAAUACAUGCCAAACCUGACCCCUGACUAUGUGGACGAUAUGGACGGCCUGUACACCAAGAGCAAGUCCAGAGUCAGAGACAGAGGUUUCCAACUGGCAGAGUUUACAGAGAGUUUGGAAUUUGCUGAUGAAGAAAAGGAGAGUCCAGUUGUGUUCACUGGACAUAAGCUGAUAUGCGUCCAGUCGGACUUUGCGUUUAGGAAAACUCCGAGAAACAGAGAGUCGCAUAACAAAGUUCUUCGAGAUUUGGCGGUACUAGGUUACCUCGGCCAGCUGCAGCCUCCAGUGCCAAAACCACUUUGUCCUUUACACGGUCUCACACCCUAUCAGGUCCCUUUCAAUGCGGUUGCACUCCGGAUUAUUCAUGCUGAUGUCGCUCCUACCCAUAUAUUAUACGCUGUGAAUGCCAGCUGGGUUGGUCUUUGCAAGAUCCUGGAUGAUGUCAGAGGAUACGCAAAUGGUCCCAUCCUACUCGCCCAGACUCCAAUCUGUGAUUGUUUGGGGUUUGGAAUUUGUAGAGGGAUCGACAUGGAGAAGAGGCUUUACCACAUCCUCACUCCUGUGCCCCCGGAGGAGCUAAGAAAUGUGAAUUGUCUGCUGGUCGGAGCCAUUUCCAUUCCACAGUGUGUCUUCAAGAGCCAACAUGGGCUCGAAGGGACAAUACCUUACAUCACCACAGAUUAUAACUUUAAACUUCCUGGAGCAUCAGAGAAAAUUGGAGCAAGAGAAACCGAGGAGACACGUGAAGAGAAAGUACACCCAAAACCCAAACUCUAUCGAAAGAUAAACUGAUACUGACGUCAUAGUAAGGGAAGGAGCUUUUACCGGAAAACUGGACUCCGUCUCCAGCCUGAAGUCAGACUGAUGGCGAUGGCAGGGAAUGGUGCACUUACAUUGCAGUGUUUCUUGUGUAACUCGUGGAUCUAGAGUCAGUUUAACUCUUUUGAAAGCUCCAUGACCUAGAGUUUUGCCCUAGUGUUCUGUAUGCUUCUUCAUACUUACUGUUUUAUUUUCUAAAGGGUUAAAGCUUCAGGGAGAAGUUUGUACACCAUUAAAACAGAGAGAACACUGUUGAUUCCUCACAAAGCUCUUCAAAGACCUGGUUGUUGGAAUCUGAAUAAAAAUAGGGAAACUGGGGCCACAAAAAUCUACCAAAGAGGAAGGAGGGCUGGCCAGCGGGCUCGCGAGCAUAACAGGAUGUGGGGGCUCCCCUGGUCCUCGCCCAUCAAUGACAGACAGGCAGGAGGUCCCAGCAGCAGGGUCUGCCUGUGGUCGGUCACUGCCGGGGGUCAUGCUCAUCCCUUGCUUAUCUGAUGCCGUCCACACACACUUUCAUUCCCAUGGUCCAGUGUUCAAAGAUCACGUUCGGUCUAUUCAGUGUAAUCAAGGUUUCAUAGAUAAAACGUUUGGACUCAAGAGCCAUUCGUUUUUUGGGUUUUUUUCCAUCUGAUGACUUUAUGCUAAAAGAAUUGCUCUCAAAUCCAGGAAACCUUUCCUGUGGUCUCUUUAGAAUGAGCUCUGUCCUAAUUGACUUCUCACCUGAGACCAAGGAC
Molecule: messenger RNA, 2831 nt
Organism: Neomonachus schauinslandi (Hawaiian monk seal)
Lineage: Eukaryota; Metazoa; Chordata; Mammalia; Carnivora; Phocidae
Gene: NOL9
Product: nucleolar protein 9
Exons: 12
Coding region: 1-2070 (689 amino acids)
Biological process (GO): cleavage in ITS2 between 5.8S rRNA and LSU-rRNA of tricistronic rRNA transcript (SSU-rRNA, 5.8S rRNA, LSU-rRNA)
Cellular component (GO): nucleus
Molecular function (GO): polynucleotide 5'-hydroxyl-kinase activity
Source: RefSeq, a predicted model, not a curated record